Messenger RNA from Sphaeramia orbicularis (orbiculate cardinalfish), 5062 nucleotides. RefSeq names its product pleckstrin homology domain-containing family G member 3-like. The record is from RefSeq and is a predicted model, not a curated record. Gene Ontology annotation, biological process: regulation of establishment of cell polarity. Gene Ontology annotation, molecular function: guanyl-nucleotide exchange factor activity; small GTPase binding. Lineage: Eukaryota; Metazoa; Chordata; Actinopteri; Kurtiformes; Apogonidae. The coding region runs from base 173 to 4378 and encodes 1401 amino acids. The transcript is spliced from 19 exons.
CCUGCCAGUGAAGGGAUGUAAGUGCGUGUGUCUGAACGGCUUUACCAUGUGAAAAGAAGAAAACAACGGAAUAACCUCAAUAUUUCUGACCAACAACCCGCUUUUGACACCCUUUGAGACGACUUGCGGGAAAGACAGAAGUUGGCCUGUUCGCUCCAGAGGCCUGAGUGCCAUGCCAGAGGGGUCCCAUUCUGCUCUUCACCAGGGCCCAAUGGGGGAAGAGUCUCCUCAGCUGUCCUCGUCCCUUUCCAGUAGUGAACAUGACCAGGCAAACACUGACUUGGGCCCAGACUGUUACAGCCGGAUAUGUAUGGAGCCACUGGACAGGGAGAGUGAGCGUCCAGUGAGCCUGGUGUCCACCCUGUCCUCAGGUUCAUCCCGUGACAGUCACAGUCUUUUUGGGAGCACCGUGGCCCUUCCUUCCUCCACCACCCCACCCAUACCGAGCGAGGAGGACAUAGACUUGGAGCUGAGCCCAGCCCAAUGCACUGGAGACCAGGCCAGGGACCAGAGUCCGUCCCUAUCAGGCUCUAGGGGCCAUUGGAGAGAACAGGUAGAAGGCCGGUUGAUCAGCAGCCAGUGGAACAACAACAACGCCAUCACCAACAGGAAGGUAAAAGGGGAUAUACGUCAUAUCCCUGCCUCACCCGUGGUCACAGACGCCAUGGCACCCAACCCCAAGUUGACCUAUGUGGACCGUGUUGUCAUGGAGAUCAUUGAGACAGAGCGCAUGUACGUCAAGGACCUGCGCAGCAUCGUUGAGGAUUAUUUGGCUCAUAUCAUUGACUUGAGCGCUCUUCCCAUUCGGCCAGAGCAGGUGUGUGCCCUGUUUGGAAACAUAGAGGACAUCUAUGAGUUUAACAGCGAACUACUGCAGUCCCUGGAUAUGUGUAAGAGUGAUCCAGUGGCCAUUGCUAGAUGCUUUGUUGACAAGAGUGAGUACUUUGAAAUCUACACACAGUAUUGCACCAACUAUCCCAACUCAGUGGCAGCACUGACUGACUGCAUGAGGAGUAAAACUUUGGCAAAGUUCUUUAGGGAUCGUCAGGCUGCGCUGAAGCGUUCCCUCCCCUUGGGCUCCUAUCUUCUUAAGCCAGUCCAGAGGAUCCUGAAGUACCACCUGCUCCUUCAGGAAAUUGCAAAGCACUUUGACCCAGACGAGGAGGGCUAUGAGGUGGUUCAGGAGGCCAUAGACACCAUGACAGGAGUGGCCUGGUACAUAAAUGACAUGAAGAGGAAACAUGAGCAUGCAGUCAGAGUGCAGGAGAUACAGUCUCUUCUGAUCAACUGGAAGGGUCCUGACCUGACCACCUAUGGAGAGCUGGUGCUGGAGGGCACUUUUCAUGUCCUUCGGGCCAAGAACACUCGCACGCUGUUCCUUUUUGAAAAGAUGCUCCUUAUUACCAAGAAAAGAGGGGAACACUAUGUCUACAAGGUUCACAUCUCGUGCUCCACCUUAAUGCUGCUUGACAGUGCCAAGGAUCCCCUCCUCUUCAGUGUUAUCCAUUUCAAGCAUCCCAAGCAGCCCCAUACAGUCCAGGCCAAGUCUGUAGAAGAGAAGCGUCUCUGGGCCCAUCAUAUUAAGAGGCUCAUUCUCGAGAAUCACAACGCCAUUGUUCCACCAAAGGCAAAAGAAGCACUCUUGGACAAUUCUAACUUUCCAGGAAAGUACCACUACAGUCCUGAGAGGAUGAAGAAGUCCUAUCUUGCUGAGGACUUUAAUCUUGGAGCAAGAAAGGGCCGAAGGAGAUCAGAGCCUGCAAAACAAAUCCUAAGGAGCACAAAAGCUGUAUUGAAGCAUGCAGACAGUGAAGGUGCACUGCAGGAUAGGUGCUCCCUUCUGCCAGCCACUAGUGUCAGUACGCUGGCCUCCAGUCUAGGCGAGCCCCAGGCUGAGAGGCCAUGUAUGGAGGAUCUAAUUUCCACAAUGGACUCUCUGGAGCAGCUAAGUCCCACUGACAGUGACCUGAAACUGGGCUCUUCACCCAGUGAGAGGGGAGUGGAGCCGGAGAAGGCAGAGGAGGUGGAGGAGGGGGAGAGUUACAAGGAAGAUAUACUGAUGGGAGAUGACCAGGUAGCCGACUUUGCAAGCUCCGUGCUGGCAGCCAUCUCCUGCUGGCACUAUAGAGCCAGGGCUUUGCUUUCUACUCACUUCACAACGGAUGACCAGAACGGAGAUGCAGCAGAUCUGAAAAUGACAACAAUAGAGGAUACUCACAGCCAGGAGGGGAAAAAUGAGGAUGUUGCUGUGAAAGAAAUUCACACCACUCAGGUCAGUGUGGAGGAGCUGUGCCCACCAGACUGUGUCUCUGAAGCAAAGAGCAAUGAUCAGCUGGAGGAGAUUAACCUCCAGAGCCCUGAGUCUUCCAUCUCCUCUUUACAUCAGGAGGCCAACACCACAGAAACUCUGGAUACUUCUAGAGAGACCAGAGAAGAAGAGGAAGAAGUAGGGAGCGAUUCCUCAAGUCUCCAAGUAGAGGAGACAAGUGUUCUGACGAAUGGGGAGAUGUCAGACGAGGAAGAGGAGGCAGUGACAGACAGUAAAAGCAUCCUUCCAUCUUCUGUGUUGGACCAAGCAAGUGUAAUUGCUGAGUGUUUCAUCAGCAACCUGUCUAGGAGGAGCAGUCUGGUUUCAGAGGACUUGGAUUCCUUAGUGUGCCCCUCAUCCUCCACAGAUAACGACAUUUUCCAAAACUCGUCAGCGAGUGUGGACCUAGAGACAAACAUUGAAGUGUUUGCCAGCUCCCCAGAGCCAAAGGUGAUGUCACAUGAACCUCCCCUGAAUACCUUGAUUCAAGAGGAAUGCCGGUCGACUCUCUCUAAACAGGAUCGCAUCCUCAUCCAUAAGAUCAGAAGAUAUUAUGAGCAUGCUGAACACCAGGAUGCAAACUUCAGCAUCAAGCGCAGGGAAAGUCUGUCCUAUAUCCCAGCAGGUCUGGUCCGACACCUGAGCCGACAGCUGAACAGUACUCCACAGCAGCAGGCAGUCCCAGGACACCGGAAAGGUCUUUGUCAUAACCGGCCCACCUCCUGGUCUGUGUUUGACCUCCCUGGCUUAGAUAAGAGUCAGAACACCCAGAAAGAAACUGAACCAAUCACAUCAGAGCCCAGCAGUGAUAGUUUUCAGAGCAACAUGGAUACAUCUACAACCAAUGAAGUGUUCAGACCUUCAUCAGACAUGCUCAAGGUCUGGGAAGACAUGGAAAUAAAAGAGGAAAGCAAGGAUGUCCAGCAGAUCACUGAGGACACACCUUAUGAUUCAAGUUUACAAACAACACAGGACAGUAGUUCAGAAACCUCUGAAGUAAAAACCACUGAGCAACAGCUUCAGAUGGUAGAAGAGUCAGUGGUGAGCACUGAGUCUGAUGGCUGCUCUGUUUCAUCACCAAAUACAACGUCUCCAGCAGUGGAUGGUGGAUCUGACCAGGACUCUAAACCACAGAGGAGCCAGCUCACCCAUUUACCCAAGAUCAUUAGUUUCCGAGCAAGUAUGGAAGAGGACCAGAUCCUUCAAGAUAUGGGAAAGAUGAAAAACAAGGUGUUCCAGUUGGCACGCCAGUACAGCCAGCGCAUCAAAAACAACAGGCCAAUGGUCUGGCAGAAGCACAGAGAGAUGGCAAAUCAACAAGCUUUCAGGAACAUGCCUGCAGUCCACGAGGACAGGACACCUUUGAGGAAAAAGGGUAAACCCAGCCUAAGGUUGGCCUUGAACACUUGCAGUCAGGCAGUCAUCCAUGAAGUGAGUUCUCCAAGCCCAGUCCAGACGCCCAGCUCGGACCUCAGCUCCCACAGUAUAGUUACCUCCCCACAGAGUCCACAGUCAGAGACCUUCCACUGGCCUGAUGUACAGGAGCUGCGUUCCAAAUACACACCGCCAAGUGUGGACACGGAGGGGUCCAACUCCUCCAGAGUAGCUCAUAAUUGCACAGUCCCAAAUGGGACACUAGAGAGCUGUAUGAACAGAGGUAAAGGUGGCUCACAAAGGUGUAGCAGCUCCUCGGACCUUCACAAAGCUCUCACAGAUUGUUCAAGGUCUCUGUCUGUACCACUGCAGAAGGUGAGCAAAUGUGGGGGAGAGGACUGGCCUCAGACUCAGCUGCCAGCUGUGCUAUGUAGGUGGAGCUCCUUAGACCACAUGCUUGGGUCUUAUCCCCUACAUGAGGUACAGAACCUCCAAGAACCUGUGAGGACUUAUCACACAUCCAGUCAAGUGUCUCUGACAACAAGAGAAACUGGUCAAGUCCACGAUCCAGACCACCUCCAUGAGGGUGUAGACUGUACCACAAAGUCUGCUCUUCUAAGUUCAGGGAAAAUGACUGAAAGUAACCUGGUGAAGAGCUUACGGGAGAAGUUUCAAAGCUUGAGUACAAGCUCAUAAAACCCCAAAUCAUUUGAAAUGUGUCAGCUUUUACUCCGAGCACCUGUCACAUAUGAACCAGAUCAUCCUCACCCCAUCCUAAUGCCUCUUUCCUUGCAGGAAAAUAUUAGUUGGACUGUUAAUUGUUUUCAGUGUAUGUGACACUGGGUGAUGUUUAUGUUGUUUAGUACAAGUGUUGAAAUGAAUAUAAUUGGUCAGUGGUUAUAAUUAUGAGGGAAGAGAAUACAGCUGAAAAGGUGUUUUGCAAUAUUUGUACAUUUGGGUAUUUGUCUGCACUGUAAAAUACAGGACUCAAGUAAAAUGUAUAAACUAUAACACCAUUAUUGGAACUAUUAAAAGUCCUGGACUUUCCAAGGAGAAACAAAAUGAACGGUAAAUACAGACGUGUAUUGUGUCCAGCCUCUCCCACUGUUUACCCCGACCACACACACCAAAGACCGUCUCUCGGAUCCACAUGUUGACAGACUGAUCACAGCAGCAGGGUGCUUCCACAUCUGCAGUAAUGUCACUGGAGCUUUAUUUUCCUCUUGUACAUUUUCCUGACCACUAUUUAUGAAACUGUAUAUUUGGGGGAGUUGGGCCUCAUGUAAAUAAUGCUCAAUAGCCUUUUUACCUUUCCAUUCCAGAAAAUAUAUUGUUUCCUACUUGAAGUUUCCCAUAUUUUCAAUAAAAACACAGAUGUUA